Molecule: messenger RNA, 1468 nt
Organism: Pocillopora verrucosa
Lineage: Eukaryota; Metazoa; Cnidaria; Anthozoa; Scleractinia; Pocilloporidae
Source: RefSeq, a predicted model, not a curated record
CAUGGCGGGCAGAAAUGUCUCGUAUUUGAAGCCUAAAACACCUUCUUUCAUAGCGCAGUUCAAGGAGAAAGUGGGAUAUAAAGAACCAGAUACAGUUGAAACAAAAUUCGAAAAGCCUAAUUCGUCCAAGUUAGAUGACAGGGAACUUGAAGACGAGAAUCCAACCGUAGUUUUGGGAUCCAAUGUAACCCAGGCCGAAGCAAAUGUUUACCUCUCGCGUUUAAAGGCGGAAGAAGAAGCCGAAAAGACAGAAAAGAAAAUAAAUAUUUGUGAAGGAGACGAUAACAGUAAAGAUGGCGGGAAAAUCGUUUUUAAAAAGCCAGGAAAGAGGAAAUCAAAGGACAGCGAGAGGCAGUCGAAAUACAAAGCAGAUAAUGGAAAGAAAGCAAAACCUAACAGUACUAUGAAAAGUGUGAAAAACAAGACGCUUCUAUCGUUUGAUGAGGAAGAGGAUGAAGACUGAAAAGUUACUUAAUAAGGGUUGUUGUGGUGGAAGACCAUUAUGAACAUCUCGUUUUAGGAUGAAACUUCCAAGAAGAAAAAAGCCGACAAAUUUGUUGGAUACGUUUGGAGCUUUGGUGGUAGCGGGAGUAAUUAGACAGAGUCUCAAUACUCAGUGGUAGAGCAUCGUAGAGCAGAAUCUGAAGGUCUAAGGUUCGAUACCUCAUGGGGACUCAUUUACAUUAUGGCUAAUGUAAAUGGAAAUCAAAAGAAGAAAAACCAUACGAAUAAUCCUUGAAAGAGUACUUGAUGCAAUGAAAACAAUCACCAUGCUAAAUGAAUUAGACAGAGUCUCAAGACUCAGUGGUAGAGCAUCGAAGAGCAGAAUCUGAAGGUCUAAGGUUCUAAGAUUCCUCAUGGGGACUCAAAAAUUUUUUCUUUACUCCACGCUCGUAACAAGACGCAAAACAUCUUUCUCUAUUUCCUUACCGCGCUUAAAACUCUUUCUUAUUCUAUUUACAACAGCUUUCCGUGUUACGAAAAGGCUGUCAGAGAGGUUAAACCUACGGCGAAUAAUAGUUAAUUAGUAUAAUUGCUCAGGUGCUUUCGAAAUUUCCUGUAAAUAAAAAGAGCAGAGACUGCGCAUCUCUUGUUACAAUUUUUUUUAGUACUCGUAUCAAGAUAAGAGCGCAGGUUUUUUAGGUCUACUGAAUACAAUCAGCCAAAAGUUCAAGUGUCCCGCCAAACCUACUGUUUUGAUUGUUUUCCUCGUUCUCUUUUUGUUCUGUAUCAUUGUAAUUUAUGUCAAGUGUGUCUUCUACGUCAAGUAAGAGCCCCAAUAAGGCAAAUCGAUCGUCAAAUACCAUUUCGAACCUAAAGCCUUAGGUUCGAAAGCCUGAUCAAGACACAAACAAGAUGGCAAUUUUGACUAUAUUAUCAUUUUCAUUCAUACAAGUGGUGACGACCUUAGCGCUAUAUCCUAGGGUGUACAGUUUCACUUUGCGUAAUAUAUUUUUUCUUCAUAACA